Messenger RNA from Hibiscus syriacus, 780 nucleotides. Its product is annotated as non-specific lipid transfer protein GPI-anchored 1-like. Bases 16 to 636 code for a protein of 206 amino acids. The transcript is spliced from 2 exons. Lineage: Eukaryota; Viridiplantae; Streptophyta; Magnoliopsida; Malvales; Malvaceae. The record is from RefSeq and is a predicted model, not a curated record.
UAAAAUCUAACGGCCAUGCAUUUCGAGUUUCGGUCCAAAAGUCUCUACUCAAAAAAGAAGAAGAAGAAGAAGAUUAUGGCAUUGUCGGUGAUCGGCGUUUUGUUUCUUUUCGCGGCAGUGAUGGCGGCGGACGAGAGUGAGCUGACUACGGAGUGCAGCAAGGAUUUCCAGAGCGUGAUGACUUGCCUGGGCUUUGCUCAGGGGAAGGUGGCGACGCCGACGAAGGAAUGUUGCAGUUCGGUUUCGGAAAUCAAAGAGAAUAAGCCAAAGUGUUUGUGUUAUAUUCUGCAGCAAACUCAGAGCGGUGCUCAGAGCCUUAAGAGCUUAGGGGUGCAAGAAGCUAAGCUUUUCGAGCUUCCUUCUGCUUGCCAGUUGAAGAACGCUAGCGUCAGCUACUGCCCAAAGCUUCUCGGUUUAUCUCCGAACUCACCAGACGCCGCCAUCUUCACCAAUUCCUCCUCGAAAGCGAUGACGACACCUAGUACUCCAGCAGCAUCAACCGGAACUCCGUCAUCUGCGGCGGAGAAAGGCGAUAGUAAAUCCAGCGGAACCAAGCUCGGAAGCCACUUCGUCAGUUCGACAGCGGCACUGCUGGUUGCUACGGCAGCUGUGUUUUUCUUUGCAUCCCCGGCCUAAUUUGCUUAAGCUUCUGCAUGGGACGUCAGGACUCGGGAGUUUAGUUUAUUUAUCAUUAAAAAAGUCUUUGGUGUUCGGAUCUUAGCAAAGCCAGACUGAGUGACAAUUGUGACCAUUUUAUCUAUGUUUAUUGUUUUAAUUUAG